AUGACUGUGAAUGAGAAGGUUGUAGUAUUAACUACUGAACAUUUAAAGCACUUAAAUGAAAAGUUGCAAGAUUUGCAACCUCAAGAAAUUAUCAGAUGGGCAUAUUUAACAUUUCCAAACUUAUAUCAAACUACAGCUUUUGGAUUGACUGGAUUAGCUACCAUCGAUAUGAUCUCGAAACUUAAAUCAACAGAAGAAUCCAACCACAUAAUAGAUCUUAUCUUUAUAGAUACGUUACAUCAUUUCCCUCAAACAUAUGAUUUAGUUAAAAAUAUAGAAAGCAAAUAUCAUCCAAAACUUCAUACUUUCAAACCUUUGAAUGUUGAGAAUGAGAAUGAAUUUGCUGAAAAAUACGGAGAUCAGUUAUGGGAAACCAACGACGAAUAUUACGACUUUUUAGUUAAAGUCGAACCAUCUCAAAGAGCAUACAAGGAGUUAAAUGUAGUAGCAGUACUAACCGGUAGAAGAAAAUCUCAAGGUGGAGCUCGUGGUGACUUACCUGUUAUUGAAAUUGAAGAAUCCAGUGGAACUAUAAAGAUAAAUCCAUUAGUGAAUUGGUCGUUUGGUCAAGUUAAACAAUAUAUUGAUGAAAACAAUGUCCCUUACAAUGAAUUAUUGAAUUUGGGCUACAAAUCCAUAGGCGAUUGGCAUUCGACUGCUCCGGUAACGGAGGGAGAAGACGAGAGAAGUGGUAGAUGGAAAGGAAAAGCUAAGACGGAAUGUGGGAUCCAUCAGACGAGUAGUUUCACCCAUUAUUUGCAAGCGGUUAACAAGAAUUCUAUUUCUCAAUAG
This is a messenger RNA of Scheffersomyces amazonensis, 792 nucleotides long. RefSeq names its product phosphoadenylyl-sulfate reductase (thioredoxin) (gene MET16). Gene Ontology annotation, cellular component: cytoplasm. NCBI's taxonomy places the organism in Eukaryota, Fungi, Ascomycota, Pichiomycetes, Serinales, Debaryomycetaceae. The transcript has a single exon. Gene Ontology annotation, molecular function: phosphoadenylyl-sulfate reductase (thioredoxin) activity. The record is from RefSeq and is a predicted model, not a curated record. Bases 1 to 792 code for a protein of 263 amino acids.